Molecule: messenger RNA, 1083 nt
Organism: Arctia plantaginis
Lineage: Eukaryota; Metazoa; Arthropoda; Insecta; Lepidoptera; Erebidae
Source: the annotation of a GenBank genome assembly
AUGCUUCGAUAUUGUUAUAAAGAUGUUUUUUUAGUAAUGGAGGCCAGACAGCAUGGAGCCAAAACGGUCAUUGACAUCAAGUUCAUUUGGACGUUGAACUCUAAACAUUCUUGGGGGAAGCAUUCAUCAAUCAUGGUAAUCAAAUUAAGAAUAAAUCACGUAGGAUAUUAUAAAAACAGAACUCGUCCUUCGAAAGCUUUUUCAAGUUUCUCGACAAAUUAUUUUAAUCAAAAUUCAGUAUCGAAACCGGUCAAGGGUGAGAAAGUGCGUUGUGGUACGCGAACAGUGGACUUCAACCCUCUCAGAACUGGCAAGAUAGUUGGUGGUACCGAAACACCAUAUGGAGCUUUUCCUUGGCAAGUCGAGAUACAAAUGUUGGAUGUGGAUAAUUUGAAAUUUGAACACCACUGUGGGGGCGCUGUCAUCGCAGAACGACUGGUACUCUCCGCCGCUCAUUGCUUCGAUAAGCAACCUCUGGAACUAGAACACAUUCGAAUCGUUGUUGGAGAUCAUCGCCUGCAGCUUCAAGAUAAAUUUGAGCACCGAUUCCUUGCUGAGAAAGUGGUGCGUCACCCGGACUUCAGGAAGAAUGGUCCUCAUAGCAACGAUAUAGCUAUGAUCCUAGUCUCAAGGUCUGGGAACGGUGUCCAGUUCAAUUCUCAUGUUCGUCCCAUCUGCUUACCUCAAGAGGGAGUGGCUCCUGGAAAAUGGUGUGCUGUCAGUGGCUGGGGCUUCCAGACAGAAAACACGGAGAACUUCGCACCGAUCCUAAGAGCAGCUGCAGUUCCGGUACUGGACCUUGCAACAUGUAGGAAGAAUCAGGUCUUGGGGGGACGACAGCAGACGAUACUGGACUCUAUGAUAUGCGCGGGAGUUCUCUCAGGAGGAGUAGAUGCUUGUCGCGGUGAUUCUGGUGGCCCUCUAGCAUGUAUGGUGUCUAACAGCUGGCAGUUACACGGAGUUGUGUCCUGGGGAUCUGGAUGCGCACGGCGUGCAAGACCUGGAGUGUACACCAGGGUUGCAUCGUUCAGGCAAUGGAUUACAAGUACUGCUAGCGUUUUAGGCCAUAAAAUACCUUUUUAG